Messenger RNA from Cimex lectularius (bed bug), 2813 nucleotides. RefSeq names its product WD repeat-containing protein 48. Gene Ontology annotation, molecular function: ubiquitin binding. Lineage: Eukaryota; Metazoa; Arthropoda; Insecta; Hemiptera; Cimicidae. The record is from RefSeq and is a predicted model, not a curated record. The transcript has 13 exons. The coding region runs from base 416 to 2440 and encodes 674 amino acids. Gene Ontology annotation, biological process: protein deubiquitination; double-strand break repair via homologous recombination.
CAGUCGGUUCAUACUUGUCCUCUAAUGUUUUGAUUAAUGACUGUUGCCUAUUUACAAAUUUAACUUAAAAAACAAAAACGUGUCUGUUUUUAUGUAAUUAUAUAAAUCAAAUGCACGUUUUGAGCUAGGUUUUGUCAACGUUACGUCUGAAUUUUCAAAAGGAAUAAAGUAGUGUUGUUUUUAUGUCCGCGACGGCCCCGCUAUUCCUAGAGGUUAUAUCUUUUUUCAAGCAAAACCUUCAACAUGUUGGUAUUUCUUUGUAAAGUGCUCCACGGUUUUUGCACUUAAAAUCGACAUUUCCGUUAGCAAGAGAGUGUCACGAUAUAAUGUGGAGAACAAAAUAGCCAAGUUUAUUCGAAUAGGCUCUAGGAUAAACUCUGCUGAUUAACAGAGUGGAAGACAAUUACCUGAGAGGAUGUCCACUCACAAGUCGAGUGGACAGACGGAAAGAAAAAAAGUACAGGUAUCGUUUGUAAUUAGAGAUGAAGUUGAAAAACAACACAGGGCAGGAAUCAAUUCAUUGCAGUAUGACCCACACGUUCAAAAGCUUUACUCAGCAGGUCGAGACAGUAUUAUCAGGACAUGGAACACAAAGUCAUGCAGAGAACAGUAUAUACAAUCAAUGGAGCAUCACACGGAUUGGGUUAAUGAUAUUGUACUCUGUUGUGGUGGUCGAAAUUUAAUUUCAGCAAGCUCAGACACAACGGUGAAAGUGUGGAAUGCUCACAAAGGGUUCUGCAUGUCAACAUUACGAACUCAUAAAGACUAUGUCAGGGCCUUGGCAUAUGCAAAAGAUAUUGAGCAGGUUGCCUCUGCAGGCUUGGAUAGAUCAAUUUUUCUCUGGGAUGUAAAUACGUUAACUACACUCACAGCUAGUAACAAUACUGUUACAACCUCUUCUAUCUCGGGGAGUAAAAAUUCAAUUUAUAGUCUUGCCAUGAACCCUUCUGGUAGUGUUAUCAUUAGUGGUAGCACAGAGAAAGUGUUAAGAGUAUGGGAUCCUCGUUCCUGUACCAAGCAAAUGAAACUUAUAGGUCAUGCUGAUAACGUCAAAGCUUUAGUGAUAAAUAGAGAUGGAACACAGUGUCUUUCUGGUAGUUCUGAUGGUACAAUAAAAUUAUGGUCUCUGGGUCAACAACAAUGUAUUCAAACUAUAAGAAUGCAUAUCGAAGGAGUUUGGGCUCUUCUUGCUUCAGAAAAUUUUACACAAGUAGCUUCUGGUGGUCGAGACAAAAGAAUUUAUUUAACUGACUUAAGAACAUUCCGGUCAACUUUGUUGUGUGAAGAAUAUGCUCCCAUACUUAAAAUGGCUUCUACAGCGGAUUUCUCAGGUCUCUGGGCUGCUACAAGUUCAUCAUCAAUUAAUUAUUGGCCUAUACCUAAGAGAGAUUCAGUUAUUGUAGAUGUAAGUCUUGAUGAUGAUAAUGACAUCGGGCGACCUAUAUGUACCCGACCUGAGCAAACGAUUAAAGGUGGCCCUGCACUUAAAAAAUUCCAUAUUCUAAAUGACAAACGUCAUGUUUUGACACAAGACACUGAAAACAACGUAUCUGUUUUUGAUAUUUUAAAGGCCAGAAAAGUAGAAGAUUUAGGAAAAGUCAAUUUCGAAGAAGCAAUCAAAGAAAGGUUUAAAAUGGUGUAUGUUCCUAGUUGGUUUAAUGUCGACCUUAAAACUGGGAUGCUGACCAUUCAUCUUGGACAAGAUGAGACAGACUGUUUUUCUGCCUGGGUUUCUGCAAAGGAUGCGGGUUUGGUUCAAAGUGAGAUCAAUGAUCAAAAAGUGAACUAUGGAAGCCUCUUGCUGGAAGCUCUUCUAGAACACUGGUGGACAGCCAAAAUUGCUGAAGAUGAUGAUAAGAAAAAAAAUCAUGAUGACCUUAACUUAAAGGAUUGUGUCAAUAAUAGCAAUAUCAUGAGUAAAGAUUUCUUUAAAGUCCCUCCUCAUACCCCACUAAUUUUUAGCGAAGUCGGAGGGAGGACUCUUUAUAGACUGCUAGUUCAAGAUACAGGAGGUGAAACAGAAAUGUCUAUUUUGCAUGAAACUCUCCCUAAAUGGGUUGAAAAUAUUGUUGUUAAGCGAGACAUGCCCAAGUUCAACAAAAUUCCAUUUUAUCUUGUGCUCUAUGCUAAUACUGUGAAAAACAUGAAAAGGGAGAAAUUAUCAGCUAAUGACUUUAUUCAGAUGCAUAAAGUUGCUGAGCAUGUUUACAAAACAGUUCUUGGAUCAGAUACAGGAUCCAUGGCUGGUGCUGGAUCCCCAGCCGACAGGUGUGAAGAUACUGACAGUGCAUCAUUAGCGGAGGACAAAGUUGAACUUCUUUGCAAUGAUCAGAUUCUAGAUCCAAACUUGGACUUAAGAACAGUGCGACAUUUCAUCUGGAAGUCUUCAGCUGAUCUUGUUUUGCAUUACCGACCUAUUAAGGGUAACUCGAGACCAUGAUUGCAAGAGAACCGCUUAAUGCUUGCAAAGACUUUUCAAAGAAACCAUACUUCAUUUGUAAUUUAAUUUAUUGUUGUUUUUUUAUUUCUAUUUUUUUAAGAUUAUCUUGAUGUAAAAUGAAUUACGACAUGUACAGAAUUUUGUAUUAAGACUUAAUAAUAUAAUAUAAAUUGAAGAAACUGAAAAUAGUUUCAUCAAAAAAACUUAUGUACAGACAAAUUGUAAAAAUUGGGAUUAAAAAAUCAAAAACUAUAUUUUUAAUUAUUUUUAUUUUAUAAAUUAAAGGAUCUCAGAGUCAAUUUUUAAAGCGUAAGUUGAUUUCUUAUUUCAAAUAUAAUUUCUCUUAAACUGGGUGCUUACUAAUAAAAAAAAA